Messenger RNA from Styela clava, 1533 nucleotides. Lineage: Eukaryota; Metazoa; Chordata; Ascidiacea; Stolidobranchia; Styelidae. The record is from RefSeq and is a predicted model, not a curated record.
CUUUGUAAUGUUUUGUAAUUUGAGUAUUAGGGUAUUUUCAAUUAAAUUGAAUAUUUAUUCUUCAUAAAAUAAACAAAUUUCCAUCUUAUGUAUUACUUCUAAAGUUUUUCACCUUGUAAAAUAAGCUUCAUUUUUUGAUAUCCGACAAUUACUAUGCUGAUAUUUCGUUGCUCAGAUAAACUAGAUGACGAAGCUUCAACGAACAAGAGCGCAGAAAGGCAAUAUGGAGAAAAAGUGAAAGAUAACGUAUUUGACAAAGUUUCAAGCGCCAAGAGCGCAGAAGGCCGGUAUGAGGAGAAAGUGAAAGGGCUUCUUAAAGAUAAACUAGAUGACGAAGCUUCAACGAACAAGAGCGCAGAAAGGCAAUAUGGAGAAAAAGUGAAAGAUAACGUAUUUGACAAAGUUUCAAGCGCCAAGAGCGCAGAAGGCCGGUAUGAGGAGAAAGUGAAAGGGCUUCUUAAAGAUAAAUUAGAUGACGAAGCUUCAACGAACAAGAGCGCAGAAAAGCAAUAUGGAGAAAAAGUGAAAGAUAACGUAUUUGACGAAGCUUCAAGCGCCAAGAGCGCAGAAGGCCGGUAUGAGGAAAAAGUGAAAGAUAAUGACGAGUUGGAGGAAGUUUUCCGCGUAUUGAUUCGUCUCAUUCCUGAUAAAUCUGAAUGGAAAGCCUUCGUCAAUGAUGGAUUGAAAAUGCUGAAGUGGGAAGAAAGUGAGACCAAAGGGGAGAAAAUGAAAGAUCUCAGAAGAUGGAAACGGGUUAAAGGAAGGAAAGCGACACCGGACAAUUUGUGUCUUAUUAUCCGCGAGCAUUUCAAGAACGAUUCCAGCAUUGUACGAGCAAUGUCAUCUGGCUUUGGAGCACUUUCUGAUGGGAUUAACAAGAUUUCGGAUGCGAUAAACAAUAUAAACAUCCGUCCUCAAGACAAAACAACCAACUUACAAUCAGUGGAAGGGCGUACCGUGAUAAUUGGUGCUGGAAACGUCCAAUAUCGCUAUUAUGGCGAAUCUAAAUAAAUCAAAUAGAUCUGUGGUGUGAUGUUACGUCCUCACGAAUCUUUGAAUUAAUUAUUUGCUCACAAUUAUUCCCUUCUUUCAAAUCAACUUAUAUACUCUCUUGUAAAUCAAUUUAUUCUAAAUCUUUAAAUACCACCAAGAUCCCAAUGUAUAUAUACCGUUCUAUGUCGAACCCUUCAAGUCUUCCGUCAAUCGGUAUUUACUGUAACUGCGAAUUAUCUCUACAACUUUUUAACGUUUCAGUAGCUCUUGGCACUUCAGUGGUUUCCAUAACUUCGCUCAGUUUAUUAUGAUUCUGAGUGAGUGUGCGUGUUCUUGCUCUGAGCACAUUUCAUUUAUUAAAAACUGUUAAAAAUAUCGUUAACCUAAUAGAAUUUUCAAUUUAGGUUUUUAAAAUCAAUUUACUGAGGUGUUUAGUAAGAUUUAUGUUUUUCUGGUUCAAUUGUAUAUUGAAGGAUUUAUUCUUAUCAUUGAUAAGAAUGAUACCUAUUUGUUAACUAUUCUCAAUUGUAUUCCUAAUUU